Molecule: messenger RNA, 1021 nt
Organism: Fopius arisanus
Lineage: Eukaryota; Metazoa; Arthropoda; Insecta; Hymenoptera; Braconidae
Product: doublesex-Mab related 11E
Exons: 2
Coding region: 298-981 (227 amino acids)
Biological process (GO): sex differentiation; regulation of transcription by RNA polymerase II
Cellular component (GO): nucleus
Molecular function (GO): DNA-binding transcription factor activity, RNA polymerase II-specific; RNA polymerase II cis-regulatory region sequence-specific DNA binding
Source: RefSeq, a predicted model, not a curated record
UCUAAAAUCCUUAAUGAGAUGAUCAGCCUCGAUUGGUUGAGCCUUGAAAACUGGCGUGGCUAAUUGAAUAACCCAAGCCAAUGGUAACGUUUUAAUCCUAAAAAUACUCACAUCUCCCAAGGAGGUGGGGAUUGACUAUUCCCUAAGGAAACAAUGUCUCGAAUGAUUCUCAUCAGUUCAGAUUAACUUCAAACUCGUAACUUUUCCAACUUCCAACAUUGCAACUACCUCCACCCACGCGUACAAUCAACACCCAUGCAAGACAAUUUUUUAAAUAGUUUGUUUUAAAAAAUUUCAAUGGACCGCGAAAAUUAUUCCAUGUCACGCGGUACGGAGCAGCGAUUACGAAGUCCUAAAUGCGCGAGAUGCAGAAAUCAUGGGAUUAUUUCGGGUUUGAAGGGGCAUAAGAGAUCGUGUGCAUGGAAGGAUUGUCGUUGUGCAUGCUGUCUUCUUGUUGUGGAGAGACAGAGGGUGAUGGCAGCUCAGGUCGCCCUGAGGCGACAGCAACAGGCGCAAGCCGUAGGAAGUGAUCCUCUGGGGCACGAGGAGAAUUAUCAGCGGUCAGCGGUUUCGAGUGCCCGGGAUAAUUCUGCUGCCUAUCAGAAGAGAUUGAGGAACUUUCAGAGACAUCAUCAGCUACAGGUGACGCAAACCAGGAUUAGUGUCACUCAGAAGUUUCAGAGUCUUGGGACACCCCAUCUGACUACCCCUCUCAUUCCAAAUGGACAUCUCCUCGGUCUAUCAUGUGUCGAGGGUGAGGAAAAAACCAGUCCAAGUGCUACUGUUGAUCUUCAUAAUUUCUACCCAUCAUAUCCAGCAUUACCCUGGAUCAAUUACUUUCCAGAGACGAAUGCGUCAUUAAAUAGUUCAGCUUUUAGCUCCCCUGAUAAUUUCAGUGAUCCGUCAAACGCUCAUUCCGACCAUAACAUCAAAAAACCGAGGAUUUCUUUCAGCGUCGAGUCAAUAAUUGGCACUAAAUAAAUUUAAACCGCGAAAAAUUGGGGUUUGAUAUUAAAAAAUA